AUGGGACCUGAUUAUGCCGACGUUGCGCGGCCUCUGGUUGAUCUUACACAUAAUAAAGACAUUAGUCUCAUAUGGACAGGACUUCACACAAAGGCGGUGCAGCAGCUCAAACAGCGCUUAAUUGAUUUCACAACAUUACAAGUUCCUGACACCACGAAGCCCUUCGAGUUAUACAAGGAUGCCUCUGAUUAUGCGAUCGGAGCGGUUCUCGAACAAGAAGGCAAGCCCAUCGGUUUCCUCAGCCAUGUCAUGAACCCCACACAACAGAAACACUCGAUCUACGAUCAAGAACUCUUGGCGUUGGUCACGGCCCUGGACAAGUGGUCUCAUUUGCUCCGUGUCUCCAAAGUUACACCUCAUACAGAUCACCAAGCUCUUACGCAUCUCCAACAACUCCAAGCAUCGAAGCCUUGGCGCGGACGCACCGCUCGAUGGCUAGACUUCCUCGCCGAGUUCCCGGAUUUGCAGUUCACUUAUGUUUAA
Eimeria necatrix is the source of this 483-nucleotide messenger RNA. Its product is annotated as OSJNBa0042F21.10 protein, related. The transcript has a single exon. The coding region runs from base 1 to 483 and encodes 160 amino acids. Lineage: Eukaryota; Apicomplexa; Conoidasida; Eucoccidiorida; Eimeriidae. The record is from RefSeq and is a predicted model, not a curated record.